Molecule: messenger RNA, 1410 nt
Organism: Penicillium atrosanguineum
Lineage: Eukaryota; Fungi; Ascomycota; Eurotiomycetes; Eurotiales; Aspergillaceae
Exons: 2
Coding region: 1-1410 (469 amino acids)
Source: RefSeq, a predicted model, not a curated record
AUGACGAUGGCUUUCGAGCAAGAGGGUUCGAUAUCUCCCGGCUGGAUACAAUCAUGCUGGGCAUGUUUGUCCUCAGGAGAGGUCGGCCAAAGCGCUCUGCGAGCUGAGAACAGAGGUGUCGAACGGGAGAUGCAAGUAUGCCAUGCUCAACCGCAUCUCGUGCCUCCCAUGAAGCUGGUGGUGUACGAUGACCUUCCGAGCCCGAGUGUAGAUCAUCAGCCUCAUAACUCGCUGUCCUCGUGGAUCUCCGAUGGGAGGAACCUGGCCUCGCGGGCAUCUACUCGAGCGAGCAUGUCUUUCAAGAGACAAUCUACAGUACCGUUGAAGAUCGGCGCGCCCUCGGAUUUCCGCAGAGUCGAAGGCUUCUCGUUCCGGCCUUCUACUCCGCGUACACCUCCUAUACCGACAAAGUAUCAGCCCUUAGAGCUGAGUAUCUACCGGUCGGGUAAACGCUUGUCGGACCUGCCCGAGUUCGAUUACUUCGAAAUUGAUGAAGACCGUCAUCGCCAGACAUUGGCUGUACCACCGCGUGCGCUCUCUCCGAAUGGCGUUCGAGCCCAACGCUGCCAGUCAGCCAACGCAAGAUUAUCCAUGUCUCGUAAGCCUGUCGGUUCUGGAAACCGCAGGUCCUUCAGACAGUCAGAGUACUUCCCCGAACCAGCCCAACCGGUUCGCAUCCCAAGUGCUCUGGUCCCUCAUUUCUCUCUCGUUAAACCCGUCAAAACCGUUGUCUCGGAGGGUGAUAUGGUCCCGGUGACUGCACUUGUCGAGCCUAUUUCGAACGAAAGCCAAAUCGAGCUUGACACCGAAUGGCCCGAUCAUGUAACCCAGGAACAAGCGUCCAUGGAGGCAGAGCCUCAGAGUCCCCUUCCAACAAAGGACCAAGAUUACACAUCCGAUGACCCAUUCAACGCAUUUUCAUUCCCUAGCGAUUCUCCCUCGUCGGCCAGCUCACGGACAAUGCCAUCCCGGAUAUCGUCACUGUACCGUCCACCGACAUCCGAGAACCGCAAUACCAUCGCGGAGACCCCUAUGCCCAACCGCGUAACCCAAUGGUUCUUCUCCACCGGCCCUCCAUCUCCCAAGCAAGUCUCCCUUACCGGUGAAGAUGAAUUCGCAUGGGAGCGAACACGCACAUUGAGUGGUAGCACUGUCGCUUCAGUCGUCACUACGACCAUCACUGGCGGCGCACAGAUUCGGCAGCACAAAGCUUCUAUCUCUAGCACUUUCACCAGUGACACUACCCCACGAGCCUCUAUUCAUGUCCCUUCACGAUCAGGGGACAAGGACUUCGAGGCCAUGUUCAACUACCCUGCCAUCCCAAAGGGUCGUCCACAACACUAUCCUUUCGCGCCGUACAAAGGCGAACCUCUUCGAUACGACAACUCCACGGUUGGAUUGGCUUUCUAG